Messenger RNA from Peronospora matthiolae, 1350 nucleotides. NCBI's taxonomy places the organism in Eukaryota, Oomycota, Peronosporomycetes, Peronosporales, Peronosporaceae. The record is from the annotation of a GenBank genome assembly.
AUGGACGACCCUAUAGCCACCGAGCAGCUCCGAUACCUCAACGACUCGUUCAUCCGCGGCUCUUUGACCCGCCAAGAGUAUGACGAGCUGCUGCCAUUCCUGACAUCACCGACGUCCCAGACACCGCCACACGAGAGCCAAGCCCGCGAUACAAGAACAGCAGCAGUAACACCAUCAAGGCCCCAGCGCAGCGUCCACUUUGCUGACAGCGUGCCACCUCUAGAGACCAGUGAAGCUUCGUCGCAGUAUCAAAUCCUGGCUCCUGUGGCGGCUGCUUUCUCGGGACUGGAGCUGCGCUGUCCAGUAUGCGGCACCAGUAACGACACGACGUCCACCUCUCGCUGCUACGCGUGCGAGUCGCACCUUACCAUGAUCGAUGAGCAAAGAGCGAGGAGAAGCGUUGACACAGUGAGAGGAAGCUGGCCUACCGUGACGGCUGUAUCACCGUCAAGUGGCACGCUUUCGAUGUCUCGAGACGGGCGACUCGUGAUCUACGACGGCUACUUCUCGUGUGUUAUACUGGACACGGAGGUCGUUGCGACGGCGCAAGGAGGCACUUGUCAGGUCUUUGUCAUGUGCUGCACGUGGCAACCACGGGAACUGGAUGUAAGUCGCGGGUACCCAACACGUGCGAGUUGGUACGUCUCGCAACGCUUUAGCCACUUUGAGAAGCUGCACAAAGUGUUGAAGAGGAGGUUCGCACGCUUGACGACGGCGUCGAUGCCUCCGUUUCCAGCCAAGUAUCACCUGAUGGACCGACGAGAAAAGAGGAAGCAGGGCUUGGCAAUCUACAUGCCGCGGCUCCUGGAAAUGUGUGCUGGUUUACCCACCGCCCCACGGAUGCCGGAACUCGACGAGUUCCUGGACAUAGCGCGUCAGGUCCAGUUCUUCCGCUCGCAACGUCCGCAUAUUGCAAGUCGAGCGGCUUCAGCACCGGUACGAGAGGCAGACUCUAUAAGGCUGCCUUUGCAGUCGCCAGCUCCACCUAUGGAUGAGGUGGAACUCGCCCAAGCGGAAGGUGCUGUACGACUACUUGCUGAAGCGGUACGGAAUGCUCAAGGUGAUGUGCGUGGCGACCGCACCGUCCAGCAUCAUUUGGACGUGUGCAUACGGUUGGCUCCAAGCCUGCAGCGCUCUGCCAAAGUGGACAACCCGUUUACCAGUGCAGACCUCAUCCCUCGUGCCAUGCAGUGCCAAGAAGACUUGCAGCAGGCUGUCGCGAUGUACAAUGACGCUUUGCUGGCUGUUUCAAAUGCAGCUCCGAUCCAGCAGCCGCAAGCUCAGCCGGAACGAUACGUCCAAGCGCAGCCGAUAUUUGGUCGCAGCAUCGUACAUGCAAGUGCUGCCUAA